Molecule: messenger RNA, 6418 nt
Organism: Pomacea canaliculata
Lineage: Eukaryota; Metazoa; Mollusca; Gastropoda; Architaenioglossa; Ampullariidae
Product: glyoxylate reductase/hydroxypyruvate reductase-like
Cellular component (GO): cytosol
Molecular function (GO): glyoxylate reductase (NADPH) activity; hydroxypyruvate reductase (NADH) activity; NAD binding
Source: RefSeq, a predicted model, not a curated record
GUGUUGUUGUUGGGCUGCAAGUUGUAGUUUGUUUGUGGUGUGCUUCAGCUUCAUAGCUACACAGCGCACCGAGAGGAGUCAACACGCAGUCUUUUUCUUCUGCAGACUAUAUCAUCAGCGUUUAUUAUUAUCAUCUUCGCUUUUUAGUUCGGUACAAGGCACUGAAGGCCAUUUCCCGACUCCUAAUUUGGAGAGCGAGGCUAACCGCUGCACGCAGAGCCAGAGGAGCAGACGACAACUCUGAGCGAUAAACAGUGGAACAGAAUCGCAAAUAAUAUAGCACCGAUAGAUCUACCACUGACGUCAGAUCGAUGCUCGUCUUCUUACAACUUUGAGCACAGCUGCCGUUACAGACUGUACGCGCAUGCAUGAAGAAACCGCAGUAGCGGACGUGGCAUUCUGACCUGUUGACUUGAGGACAUCUCUGAGGCCUACACGCUGGAGCCACAUCUUGGCGCAUUUGUUUCACUGAGCGCCCCUGAUGUCCACCAGCACGUCACUUCCCGUGCACACCCGUGCAGAAUCAUCUGCACCCUGAACGGCUUCUCGCUACGGAGCCGAGCCACAGAGUUGCGAUUUCUCCCCGGUAGACCACGACAAGCACAGUUGCGGGCGUACGGCCUUCUGGAACAGUUUGUGUUUAGGAACUAAUCUGUAAAGUGGGUUAAUUGAAAAAAAAAAAAAAGGCAGCAGUAGUUUUUCAAGAUCUCUGGUCGUCCCCUGACGUGAUUCGAAGCGAUGAGGGAGUUUGGCACGCGUGCCUCCUGAAGACAGGUGUAAAGAAAACUGUACUGGUCACAUCCGGUCCCUUACCGCUUUCUUUGAGUUCAUCAUCGCGCUGACACAUUCAUCUGCCUACAGCUGCUUACCAACACACACACAAAGUCCUUGAAUGGAUCGCCGACGUGCCAACACGAUGAGUUCCGUGGAAUCCACCUCGCCGCCCACAAACUACAACUUCCUCUUCGACUGCAUCAUCAACAGCUCCACCAGCGACAAGAGCGACACCAACAACGUCUUCCACACCGACGAGGUGGACGACGAGGCGGUGGACAACUUUUUGCUGCGCGGCCGCCCUCGGAGUCGCUCGUUGUACAGCAGCCCACGGCCGCUGGUGUACAUCACGCGGCGGGUGCCGCAGCACGGUCUGGACGUGCUGCUGCCGCACUGCAACAUCAGCCAGUGGGACAGCGAGGAGAGCGUGCCGCGUGGAGAGCUGCUUCAGAGCGUGCAGGGCGUCCACGGCAUCCUCUGCAUGCCCAGUGACGUCAUCGACGCCGAAGUGCUUGACCAGGCCGGUUCAACCCUGCGUGCAGUAGCAACACUGUCUGCGACCACAGACCACAUAGACAAGGAAGAGUGUGCACGCAGAAACAUCAAGGUGUUGUCAUGUCCUCCUCCUGACCUCAGUGCCCAGGCAGACCUGACAGUGGCUCUCAUCUUGCUUACCCUAAGAAAUGCUGCUGAGGGUUUACACAUUGACAAUCUGACCCAUGAUACUACAUGUGACCUGUUCAGUCUGACCCAAGGUAAACCUGUUGAUGUCACUUCAGCCUGGUGGAGCAACCUUAUUCAGUUCAAGACCUUUGGGGUGUACGGUUUUACAUCUCUUGGAAUAUCAGUGGCGAAGAGGUUACGUCAGCUGGGUGCCAAUGAUGUCAUCAUUGCUGAUCACUGUGCAGAUAGUGCUGGCACAGCCACUUCAACUGAAGAGGAAAACAACAGAGUCAGAGAAGGGAGGAGAGGAGAGUGGCAGGUUGUCACACUUGACCAGUUCCUUGCCCGAUCAGAUGUCAUCUGUGUGUGCGAUGCACAUGCUACAGCACAGUCUGAGGCUGUGUUUGAUGAAGAUGCCUUCCAGAAGAUGAAGACAGGUGCAAUUGUGGUGAACUCUGAUGGGGGCCAUGCACUGAACUAUAUGGCCUUAUACCAGGCCCUGAGGGAUGGCCGGAUUUGUGCCGCUGGGCUUAACACCUGUAACCAGAUGUCAGUGCCAUUCAAGUAUCCCUUGCAGGGUCUUAGAAAUUGUGUCUUCAUGCCUCAGACACAGGAGAGUGGCUAUGAUCUUCGUCACAAGCUUUCAGUCAUGAUGGCAACCAAUCUCCUGAAGGUCUUGAAAGAAACAGAGUAGUAGAUUGAGUAUACAGUGCUCAGAUUUUUGCUGUGUUGAUCUAUUUUUAACACAUGAAGUCUCAGUCUGUAUGUUGAUCACAAUAAUAUCUUGUGGUUUGUCACACACCAUUUGAGACUGAAAUAGUCAAAGAUAGACUGGACUAUAGAUAGGAGCUGUAUUUUUGUAGUUCUGCUUCAAGUUUAAGGUGAUGAUGUCCAAAUAAAAAUUUGCUUUCUCAUUUUGUUGGUGUUAUUGGGAUUAAAUUGUCCAUGAAAAAAAAAUUUUCAAAAAUGGGGCCAGUAGGGCAAUCAUGACUGAAGUAAUUUUCUACUUAAUCUCCUUUUCCUGGUAAUUUCAUGAAGCAUCUGUAAUCAAAUAAUUUAUCAUUGUUUAAUCAUGAGCUUGAGAUUGCAUAGUUCUUUACAUUCAUGUUUGUAUGACAUCUGAAGAUAACUUUGAUAAAUAGUCCAGAAGAUGACUUCAAGAGUCAGUGUACAUUUUGACUUGGUUUUCACAUGACGCAGUUCUGAAAAAAAAUCAUUUUAAAUAGUUUUUUGUGCAUAUUUCUCAAAAAGAUAUUAAAUGUUUAUGUAUAUUGGUAAUAACAUGUAUAGGAUUGAUGACAGUAAUUUGAUGAAAGAGAAACUUUUUUUCUUCAAAACAAAACCUGGAACAUUAAGAAAGAGAAUUUGUUUGUAUGUGUGUGAAAGAGAGCAUGUGUAUGCAUACACUACUGUAAGCUCAUGUUCGCAUGUACACAGGUAUGUGAUUUGUAACAGGAGUCACUACACAGGGCUAUUAUAUGGAAACAGUUGGGCAUGAUAAAUAGUAUUACGUGUGACUAACCCUGACUUGCAUUUGAAAUAGAUGCAAUAUUUUUAGCAAUAUUCAAUGAUAUGAUGAGGAGGUGGUGGCUUGUUUAAUUUAAAAUGCUGGCUUUGUGGUGCACACAGGUUUAAAAGUCUGUCCAAGGAGGAAAAAAAAAAGGGUAUAUGUGAUAGGCAUAUGCCAAACUGAUUUCUGGAUUGUUGUAUCACAGAAACAAGUGAAAUGCAAAUAGAGAAGUAGAUAAAACAUAGUCCAAAAGCUAUUUUUUUGCCUUUAGUAAAUAUAAAGUCAGUAAAAGAUAUGUUAGCUAUAUGUUAUAUUGUUAUCAUUGGACAGUUUAUAAUGAAGUAUUUUAAUCCUUUGAUAUCAUUAGUUGAAUUAUAAUUUAAAUGAUAAAAAAAUUCUGAUUAUGUAAAAUGGUAGGUCGUGAAGAUUGAAUGCCAGUAAUUGUUAAAUUUUAUGGCUGGCUCUUUGAUGACCUCAUUUCCUUCUAGCAACAUGUUAAUAUUUUAUUUUGCAUUUCAAAAAGAAUUUUUGUUUUAGGACAGAGAAGGUUUACUUAGCCUUUGAGUAAAUUGUACUUUUGUGGCUAUGGAUAUAAUACCGACUGUAGUCAGUAUAAGUUAUUGGAAUUGGAAAAAUUGAUAGUGUUUUCUUAAAACUGAAAUUCUAUGCUGUAUUAAAUUGAAAAGAAUAAUUAGUUAUGGUGAAAAUAAAUGGGUAAGUAGAUCUUGAUGGCUCAAAGGAUGAAAGGGUAAGCUCAACAAAUUACCGAAUAUGAUGUACAUGUACAUCUGUGCAAACUCUCUUAAUGGACUUUGACACUCAGUUCUCUUAGCUUUUCCAUUCAGUAUCAUUAAGGAGAGCUGAAAGCAUGUGAAUGUGUGCCUAAAUAGUGUCUAAAUGGCAAAAAUACAACCAUUGACAAGUUACGUAAGUAUUUUCUGAGCAAUUUAUUUUUAAAGAAACCAUGGUGGGAGAAAAUAUUACAUAUAUAAAAUGAAUUGAAAUGUUGAUUAAAAUAUAAAUUUACUAAAACAAUGAUUCCAUUCUCUCUGUAUAUCAUGACAGGACAUACUGGAAAGACUCGAAAUAUCCCAGCAUGCAUUAAAAUCUGAACAAGAAAGUCAUGAGUUUUCCCCAGCUUUUAUGGAUCAGAUAAAACCCUUUUCACAACACGAUAUAUUUAUGUAAUUAUAAGCAAGUUUGUCCUAUACUCAACAGUCCGAGGGUGCAGUCUAACCCAAUCUUGUAUUGAUGGGCUUCAUGAAGAUAGAUGAAAAUACUUUAAUAUGACAUGUCACUGGCCUUAUCUGCAUGUGUGUGUUGUGUGUGCAUGUGCUUGUGUUGGCAUAUUGACAUACAUGUAUGGGUGUGUACAUUUUGAGCAACUGUACAGAUGUAUUUUUAAAUACCUGGAGGCUUUCAUGUAUUUUUCAUAGCCUAAGUUUUAUUGUUGUUGCCCUCUCCAGCCUUUGUGCCAUCCAUUCAAACUUUCUGUUUUCUUUUUGCGCAAUAUUCAUUGUUUGUCAUUUUGUUCCCAAGGUACAGUAUUGGGCCUACCUUGGAACCACUGACAUGUGUCUGAAGUUUUCUUUGCUACUUUAUUCUAUUCACCUAUGUUUUUUGGUUUUGGCCCUUAUCCACAUUGUCCCUCUGAAUAAAUCUAUUUUUCUCCCUUCAUUAUGUGCAGAAAUACACAAUUGAAAUUACAUACUUCAGCAUUAAAUUCAAUUUUUAAGGUCAGCUCUAGCAAAUGACUGUCAAAAUGGUGGACAGCAGAUGCAAAGGUACAUUAUUUGUCUUUUUUUAAAAAAAAAAAUCUUGCUAAAUGUUCUUACCCCUAAAAAAAGAAGCAGAAUAAAGAGUUAGGAAGGGGUCUGACUUUGGAUUUGGGAACUUAAACAAAGCAACGGCAGCUAAUGAAAAAGAUUUUACAAUCGUUAUUUGGGUGCUGUUGACUUAGUGCCCAGUAUAAGACCUCUAUUUUUAUCUCACUCUUGCAAUGGCUACAGUAGUAUUUGUAGCACUAUUUGAGAAAUAUUGGUGUUGAUAUAUUUAAUAUUCAUAGUUUGUUUUCAGGAGGAUUCUGCACUUUAAAAAUUAUUGCUAAAUUCAGUGGGUUCAGAAAGGCAAGAAUGGACUCAAUGGUUUUGAGAAAUGUAGUAAAGAGAUGCAAAGUAUAGGCUAAAAGGGAUGGGUAGAUCUGAUGCAUCGGCAUUGAGUGUUUUAUAGAAAGCUUUCAAUUACUUACUGUCAGAGAGCUUGGAGCACCACUUACUCUUUCAUAUCAUUGCUUUUAUUGUCCUAUUUUAUUGUGCAGUAUUACUUAGUCAUUUUUGUUUCUUUCUAAACACUGGGCUGUAUUGAGAACAAAAUGGUAUGGUAUUUACUGAGUGAGAAUAUAUAUGCAAUGGGACAAUAUUGUAUGUUUUUAGUAAGCAGAAUUAGCACUGGUAAUUACAGAAUGAGAGACUCAUUUCCAUGUGUAAGUAAUAGAUGCAUUUUGGAAAAAAAAAUCAAGUUCUUUGACUCUAUCUCUAAAUGUUGCAUACAUUUCCCUCACAUGAUUUUUCUAAAAUGUGAUCUUGAGAUCAUUGAAUGAAUACCAGAUCAUGGAGCUUAAUAUUAAAUUAAACUAGCUUUGUACAUUUACUUUGGUCUGUUAAUCUACUCAGAAUUAACGACUUACAGACAAGUUGACUCUUUGGUUCUCAUAGAUUUCAUCUCACUGUAGGUGUCUGAUUUUGGAAAGCUUUUUACAUUCAGUCUUCUUAUGCAGUAAAUGUUUAAAAAUCCCUUAUAAGAGCGCAGCGAGUGCUUUACUGCUGAAUAACCAAACGAGAACUUUUUGCACACGACAGUAAGCGUCUGUCAAAAGUGUUCCCUAUUACCUGAGCUGUGACAACAUUUUUCUGACAAAAAUCACACGUGAAAUCCUCCACGACCAUCACACUUCCAUUUUAUCGGCGGAAAGCCAAUUUGUAACCUAUGCUUUGAAGACUGAUCUGAUAGCAGGCACCAGCAGAGAGGUGUAAAACCAGCACCAGUCAAGGGACAAUCGACUGACUGAUAAAAUCCUUAGUGAAAGUUACAGAAUAGGUUAAUUAGCAUAACACUUUUAAUAAUGUGAUAAUGCCUCUUCGUGUAGAAAUUACAUGCCAGAUAGUUCUAGAUAUGCCUUUUUUGAUGAUAAUAUAUUGCACAGCAGACUUUUGUAUUUUGAGUAUUUUAGCAUAUGUUGGUGGUGUUCGCAGAAAGUGUAAGAGUGUGGACUUUUUUCAGUCAUUGUGGUAACUUGAAUUUGAGUUGUGGUAGCUUAUGAUGUAAUGAAACAUGGUUUUGGUCUAUUCAUGCUGAGGGUCAAGGAUGUAUAUACACCACUUUUGUAAAUAUCCUUCUGGAAAUGAAAAGUUUGGCGAUUUAUGGCAUUUGGUGCCAGCAGUGGACAUUUCAAAUAAAAUACUUAAAAUCAUG